UUGCCGGUCCUUAACCUUCAGAGGUCUACAUUCAGGUCAGGUUAGCUGGCGAAGGCCCAGGAAGCUGGAUUCAACAGCCGUACUGGUGUAAAUCCUCGCAGAAGAAAAAGAAGAAGGUAUCUAAAUAGGUUUGAUAAGCACAGCAAACUUGCAAAAAUGAAUCAUGGACAGAAAGUUAGAGUUCUGUACAAAACAAUUCUUCGGUUGCAUCGGGGUAUGCCACCUGCACUACAGGAAAUGGGUAACAAUUAUGUGAAGGAUGAAUUCAAAAGACACAAAAACUGUUCUCCGAUGGAAAGCCAAAAGUUUAUGAGUGAAUGGGCGGGUUAUGCGUUAAAUUUGGCACAACAGUUGGGACUGCGUGGGAAACCUGGACCGAUAGGAAUGAUUGGUGAAGAUCUGACGGAAAGCCAAUUGCAACAUUUCCGAGACGAACAAAUAGCGCAGCUCUACGAAUUGCUUGUAGAAGCCAAACGAUGAUGAUCCAGUUUGCGUAUCAGUGGAAUGAACAUCCUCGUCGUUAGCAACGAUCGCAAAGGAUUUAGGUAUCUCAGGGAAGAACGCAUCGCAUUCAAAAUGCUUUUUGAUUUCCGUCAAAUACACUCGAUGGCAACGAGCGGA
This is a messenger RNA of Anopheles coustani, 621 nucleotides long. RefSeq names its product succinate dehydrogenase assembly factor 3, mitochondrial (gene Sdhaf3). Gene Ontology annotation, cellular component: mitochondrial intermembrane space; mitochondrion. The transcript is spliced from 4 exons. Gene Ontology annotation, biological process: mitochondrial respiratory chain complex II assembly; succinate metabolic process. Lineage: Eukaryota; Metazoa; Arthropoda; Insecta; Diptera; Culicidae. The coding region runs from base 157 to 480 and encodes 107 amino acids. The record is from RefSeq and is a predicted model, not a curated record.